AUGAAUCCAGGGCACGGCAAAACAAGCUAUGCACGCAACUCCAGUUUUCAGAAUGCUGAGCAGAACAGGAUGAAGCCUCUGAUAGACGCGGCAAUCACUGACUUAUGCAGCAACACCAACACCUUGUUGCAUGCAGUGAUGAUGAUCGUGGAUGUGGGCUGCUCCUCUGGCCCAAAUGCGGUAGCACUGAUAUCAACUGCCAUUGACGCCAUCCAUGGUCACUACCUUCAGAUAAACCAACCACCACCGGAAGUGUGUGUGCUACUAAACGGCUUGCCUGACAACGACUUCAACAUGGUGGUGAAGAACUUGGUCACGCUUCGUCAAAGCAAGAAGACUAUUGUUGUGACUGGUGUCGCACCGGGGUCAUUUUACGAGCGAUUGUUCACUAGUGACUCCUUGCAUCUUGUCUGCUCGUCCAACAGCUUGCAUUGGCUCUCAAAGGCUCCUGAAGUUUUAACAAGGAACCACAUCCCGGUAUACGACAUUGAUGAACACGCUAGGCGUGAAAGGCUCCCUGUGGUCCGUGAGGCCUAUGCACAACAAUUCAGGAAAGAUUUCUCACUUUUCUUGGAGCUGAGAGCCAAGGAAUUGGUCUCAGGAGGCCGAAUGGUUAUUUCCCUGGUAGGGACGUGUUCUAACGCAAUUGCCUCCAAAUUCAUUAUUUUCCCGGGAAUUGUAGCUCAGAUCCUGAGUGUCCUGGUCGCAGAGGGUGUGAUCGACAAAGCAAAGUUUGAUUCUUUCUACGUGCCAUUGUAUGGACCUUCCAGCGAAGAGCUGAGGGAGAUCAUUGAGGCAGAAGGCUCUUUUUCGAUCAGGGAGAUGCGGGUGCACGACCCUAGAACAUACAUGACCACCACCCUGAGCACCCCAACCAGGUUUGUGAACAAUCUAAGAGCCUUAUUUGAGCCGAUAAUAGUCCAGCAUUUCGGAAAGGUUAUGGAUGAAUUUGCGAUGGCCGCGGAGCUGUAUUGGAGCCUAGAUGGGAACUUGCAAGAGGAGCGUGCCAGAACAUCUCGAACUAUGCUAGCUGUAUCCCUCGCAAAGGCAUGA
Triticum aestivum (bread wheat) is the source of this 1053-nucleotide messenger RNA. Its product is annotated as probable jasmonic acid carboxyl methyltransferase 2. The coding region runs from base 1 to 1053 and encodes 350 amino acids. Gene Ontology annotation, molecular function: methyltransferase activity. The record is from RefSeq and is a predicted model, not a curated record. The transcript is spliced from 5 exons. NCBI's taxonomy places the organism in Eukaryota, Viridiplantae, Streptophyta, Magnoliopsida, Poales, Poaceae.